AUGUCGAAAAGCGAAAAGAGGAAAGGACCUCUGGCGCCUCAGAAGUCCCGCAAAAGGCAGAAAGUGUCCCUCCAAACCAAGUCUCACGCGAACAAAGGCCCCGUUAUUCGUGGCGACGCGUUGAAAUGGAAGACUGUCGCUUUACCGAAGAGACUGGAGGACGCAGAAGGUUUCUAUGGCUUGGAGGAGAUUGACGAUGUCGAAGUGGUCCGAGACGAGAGCAACAACCAUGUGAUGUUCAGGCCCAGCUCGGCGGCCGCCGUGGAUAUUGCUCAUGGCGACUUCGAAGGCUCUGGGGAAUGGUCGGGGUUUGACGACAACAAUGACGGUGUAACCCCAGCACCUCUACUGAACGGUGUGUCGGCCGAUUCUACUGACGGUGUUUCGAAGCACUCGAAGCCGCACAAAGGACUUGAGCACAAGUCUCAGCCCAAAGCCAAGAGGAGGGAAGAGAUCACUGCCGAUAUGAAUUUCGAUAUCCUUCGAGAGCGGUCGGAAGAGUCAAAGGUUGAUGUUUCAGCUUGGCAGGACCUCGCCCUGUCGCCCAUUACCCUAUCCCAACUCUCACGUCUGGGGUUCAGUAAACCUACGCCAAUACAACGAGCCAGUAUCCCUGCCAUCACCCAGGGUCACGACGUCAUUGGCAAAGCUGUCACAGGAUCAGGAAAGACCCUCGCAUUUGGCUUGCCGAUAUUCGAGAGCUGGCUUUCCGGCGAGGAUCAACCGACGAAAGGCACCAACAGUGGUGAUGACGCGAUCUUGGCUCUCAUCCUCGCACCUACGCGAGAGCUAGCUCUGCAGCUGAACAAGCAUCUGAACGAGCUGUGCAUCGGCCUGGAGAGGCGCCCAAAGAUCAUCGCUGUUACCGGUGGGCUGUCCAUCUAUAAACAACAACGACAGCUCCAAGACGCAGACAUCGUGGUCGCGACACCAGGACGGUUCUGGGAGGUGAUGAACGAUGCUUCUACCAAUCAAGACGUGGAUGCUCUGGUCGACCGGCUGAAGAAGAUUAAGUUCUUGGUGGUGGAUGAAGCAGAUCGCUUGUUGAGUGAAGGUCACUUCAAAGAGGUUGAGGAGAUUCUCGACGCGCUGGACCGACAAGUUAUCGACGAGGACAAUGACGGCGAAGCAACGGAGAAGCCGCCGAACUCUGACCGGCAGACUCUUGUAUUUUCUGCCACGUUCCACAAAGGUCUGCAGCAGAAGCUUGCCGCGAAGCAGAAGACUGCAAAGCGGUCUGACAGCAAUCUUCUGAGCAACCACCAAUCGAUGGAAUACCUGCUUCGGAAACUCUCCUUCCGGGAGGAGAAGCCCACUUUCAUCGACGUCAAUCCCACCUCGCAAAUGGCGACUGCGCUUUCCGAGUCCAUCGUCGAAUGCGCUGCCAUGAAGAAGGACCUCUAUCUCUACUCCGUCAUGAUGCAGAAUCCGGGCAAAAAGAUUCUGGUGUUUACGAACAGUAUCGCAGCCGUCAAGAGAGUGACUGCCUUUCUCCAAGCUCUGAAGCAGCCCGCAGUGGGUCUGCACUCGACAAUGCCACAAAAGUCGCGAUUGCGGUCACUCGAAAAGUUCACAGCUCAGAGUACAGUGCUUGUAGCUACGGAUGUCGCAGCUCGAGGCUUAGACAUCAAAGGUAUCGAGUUGAUUAUUCACUACCACGUACCCAGGACCGCAGACAUGUACGUGCAUCGAUCUGGAAGAACGGCUCGUGCCGAGAAUUCCGGGCGGUCCAUCCUGCUUUGCUCGCCAGACGAAGUCGCUGGUGUGAGAAGGUUAAUCGCUGAGGUACACAAGACCGACGAGCCCCCAGAUACUAUUCAGUUGGAUGGAAGACUCGUGCAACAGCUUGAGCCUCGCGUGGCACUGGCACAGAAAAUCACGGAUGCUACUCAAGCCAAGGAGAAAACAGCGAGCAAGGACGGAUGGUUGAAAACCGCGGCCGAAGAGCUUGGUGUGGAGUAUGACAGUGAAGAGUUCGAGACACAGGGGCAAAGAGGCAAAAGGGGACGGGGUGGCGGGCGGGCCAAGAAAGAGAAAGAAAAUGCCACGAUCAGCAAAGAUCAGGUCUCUGAAUGGCGGUCGGAACUUGACGCUCUCUUGAAGAAAAGAAUCAACCUCGGAGUUAGCGAAAGAUACAUUGCAGGUGGGGGGGUUGACGUGGAAGCACUACUCGAGGGGAGGAUGGACCGAGCGUUCCUCAGUCGCUAA
Molecule: messenger RNA, 2208 nt
Organism: Cladophialophora carrionii CBS 160.54
Lineage: Eukaryota; Fungi; Ascomycota; Eurotiomycetes; Chaetothyriales; Herpotrichiellaceae
Exons: 1
Coding region: 1-2208 (735 amino acids)
Cellular component (GO): nucleolus
Molecular function (GO): ATP binding; nucleic acid binding; RNA helicase activity
Source: RefSeq, a predicted model, not a curated record